UUUCCCGCGAGGAGAGCAUAUCGAAUAAUAGAAUUUCCUCGGAUAUAUUCAAAUUAAAUCGAUAUAAAUCAUAUUUCCUACUAAAUUUCUGAACCAAUAAUUCUAAAAAUGAGCUCCAAUGACGUUCUCGCACAAAUUGCCGGUCUGGCGAAAGCUGCAGCAGAGCUUGAAAAUGAUUUCUCGACGGAUAGUGAAAUGCAACAAGAUUCCGAGAUUUGCGAUGAAGUCGAUGCGGAGCUUUUUGACGAUUUCGAAACAAAGCCAUCAUCUCGAAAGGAAAGUUCAGGAACGAGCCGUCGAACGAGAAUGGCACACCGAGAGCUUCAAGGCCUCCAGUUCGCGAAUCCAGGAGAUGAAAUGUCUCGAUUUUUGCCCGACUCUGUGGAUAUUAUUAGCACCAACCGCUCGAAACGUGUAGCCGCGGAGAAGCAGGCGGAUCUGAGAGACGAACCUUUGCAUCAUGACAAAACAGGAAAACUUUCGGUUACCGCAAAAGGACAGACUUUGUUUUUCGAUCUUUGUGAUUGUCUCGUGGUGGAGUGUGAUGGGUGCCAUUGGCCAUGUAAGCAGUGCAAAUCUCGCAAAUGUCUCAUCGGAUGUCGUCAAAAUCGAAAAGAAAUGGUGAUACGCGUCGAGGAGAUGUACACAGUGACGGAAGCCCCGGGCCCUGUUGUCAAUAUUAAUCCUUAUUUUCCGGGCCAAAUCAAGGAUUAAAUGCCUUAUCGUUUUAUCAAUUUUAACCUCUUAUGUAUGUUCCCCUUUUUCUUGUACUGGUAUUAUCUAUUUUGAACUGUUUUAUACAUGUCUUUGUGAAAAAUUCAAUCUCGAUGUUCAUUAAAAACUAAAGAUAUUGUUUGUUUUU
This is a messenger RNA of Caenorhabditis elegans, 862 nucleotides long. It is a transcript of the gene arle-14, whose product is annotated as ARF7 effector protein C-terminal domain-containing protein. The coding region runs from base 109 to 714 and encodes 201 amino acids. NCBI's taxonomy places the organism in Eukaryota, Metazoa, Nematoda, Chromadorea, Rhabditida, Rhabditidae. The transcript has 4 exons. The record is from RefSeq and is marked reviewed.